This is a messenger RNA of Rhodamnia argentea, 2100 nucleotides long. Its product is annotated as probable plastidic glucose transporter 2. The record is from RefSeq and is a predicted model, not a curated record. The coding region runs from base 354 to 1823 and encodes 489 amino acids. Lineage: Eukaryota; Viridiplantae; Streptophyta; Magnoliopsida; Myrtales; Myrtaceae. Gene Ontology annotation, biological process: monosaccharide transmembrane transport. Gene Ontology annotation, cellular component: membrane. Gene Ontology annotation, molecular function: hexose transmembrane transporter activity. The transcript is spliced from 14 exons.
UCAUUUAUGGAGGUUUCGUGAACCCUCACUCUCAGUCGGCGCCUUCUCUCUCUCUCUCUUGUCUCUGCGUCUAUUUUGCGCUUGAUUGUGUAGGCAUGAACGUGUUCAUAUCAGACCUGCAACUUCCGUUUUCGGCUUAAUUUCGUGUUGUUGCGGGUCAGUUUUCGAGUAGGAGCAGAACAGUGACACUUCGCCUGCAUCUCUCUCUCUCCCUCGAAGUUUCGCUUUUUUUUUAUUUGUCCCCUUUUCCUUCGAUCCACCUCCGGGGGAUCACCGGGUGAUCGAGACGAUAUCAGGUGAGGGCUGUAAGUGCCACGAAGCGUGAAGCAUUCUAGACUGGCAAGAAAACUGGCAUGUGGAGCCACCAACGCGAAUCUUUGUCGAUAUACCAGCGUAUACCGCCAAAAGAAAAUUUAGAUCAAAUGGACAUGGAAGACUAUUCUGCUCUUUUGCAGAGCAGUGUAGAUGAAGAAAGUUCGAAUCCUCCAUGGAGGCUUUCACUGCCAUAUGUGCUAGUGGCUACCAUAACUUCGUUUUUAUUUGGAUACCAUCUCGGGGUAGUGAAUGAACCCCUUGAGAGUAUCUCUUCAGAUUUGGGUUUCAGUGGAGAUACUCUUGCUGAAGGUUUGGUGGUGAGUACAUGUCUUGCUGGUGCUUUUGCUGGAUCUCUCUUCAGUGGUUGGAUUGCAGAUGGGUUGGGGCGGCGUAGGGCUUUCCAGUUGUGUGCAUUGCCCAUGAUUCUUGGUGCUUUUGUGAGUGCGAAGAGCAAAACUCUCAUGGGAAUGCUGCUUGGGAGGUUACUGGUUGGGACAGGAAUGGGUUUGGGUCCCCCUGUUGCAUCUCUUUACGUGACAGAGAUUUCUCCUGCUUUUGUGAGGGGUACUUAUGGAAGCUUUAUCCAAAUAGCUACAUGUCUUGGGCUAAUGGGAUCUCUUUUGGUUGGAAUCCCUGUGAAGGAAAUUUCUGGCUGGUGGCGUGUUUGCUUCUUGUUAUCUAUAGUUCCAGCCACAAUACUUUGUCUCUCCAUGAGCUUUUGUGCAGAGAGCCCACACUGGUUAUACAAGAGAGGAAGAAUUACAGAGGCUGAAGCUGAGUUUGAACGGCUUCUGGGAGCGUCACAUGUCAAGUCUGCAAUUGCUGAGUUGUCCAAAUCAGACAGAGGGGACGACUCUGAUAGCGUAACAAUCUCAGAGUUGCUAUACGGCCGUCAUUUUAGAGUCGUAUUUAUUGGCUCAGCACUGUUUGCUCUGCAACAGCUCUCAGGAAUAAAUGCUGUUUUUUAUUUUUCUUCUGCCGUCUUUAGAAGUGCGGGUGUGCCAUCAGGUCUUGCAAAUGUCUUCAUAGGGGUGGCAAAUUUAUCUGGCUCUAUUGUUGCAAUGGCAUUGAUGGAUAAACUGGGAAGGAGGGUACUCCUCCUUUGCAGCUUUUUUGGAAUGGCAAUGUCAAUGCUUCUUCAAGUUUUUUCUGCAAGUUCUUAUUUAAAAGGCUCUGGGGCUCUCUAUUUAUCUGUGGGAGGCAUGCUGAUGUUUGUCCUAACAUUUGCCCUAGGAGCUGGUCCAGUUCCAGGUCUCCUCCUGCCAGAGAUUUUCCCCAGCAGGAUUAGAGCUAAAGCCAUGGCAGUUUGCAUGUCUGUACAUUGGGUGAUAAACUUCUUCGUAGGUCUGCUCUUCCUGCGUUUGCUGGAGCUACUCGGACCUUCUCUCCUGUAUUCCAUCUUUGCAGCAUUUUGCUUACUGGCAGUGGUUUUUGUGAAAAGAAACGUCAUCGAAACUAAAGGGAAGUCACUUCAGGAAAUUGAGAUUGCACUCCUUUCCCAGAUAUAGAGCUGCUACAGUAGAAUUCUCAAUACUUUCCUCCUAACCCGCUUCCUCAACCCCGAAUGAAUUCUGUAACAUUUUGUAACACUCCCUACAUUGGCAUUUGCCUUGGGAGAGGUGGAUGAUAAAUCCAAUAUACAGAACGGAGAGAGAGAGUCCCUUGUUAAACACGUAUUAUACACCCGAGAGUACAUACUAAUCGGUCUGGCUUGAGGUCUGGCUGAGCAAGUCCUUCCUGUGCUCUUGUAUUAGAUCUAAUCAAUACACGUGGUGUGUUUGUUCA